Onthophagus taurus is the source of this 2100-nucleotide messenger RNA. RefSeq names its product tigger transposable element-derived protein 1-like. NCBI's taxonomy places the organism in Eukaryota, Metazoa, Arthropoda, Insecta, Coleoptera, Scarabaeidae. The record is from RefSeq and is a predicted model, not a curated record. Gene Ontology annotation, molecular function: DNA binding. Gene Ontology annotation, cellular component: nucleus.
AGAAGAACUGCGACAGUAAAUCGUUGAAGUGAGAUAAGCAAACUCAAUUACAGUGGAACUUCGCUUAACGAGUACCUCUCAUAACGAGCAUUUCGCAUAACGAGUAAAAUAAAUUGUCUCGCUUAACGAUCGAUAUUUCGCAUAACGAGUAACACGCAUAGAGUAAGACCCUUAUUCUCGUCACUCGGUUGUGCGUUGAGACUUUCGUCGCUAGUGCUUUGUCUGUGUGUUUACCACUCACUACGUUAAUGUGUUAGUGACGUUUUUGUUUAGAUAUUCGAUUUUGUAUAAGGUUUAAUAACUAUUCAUAACAUCCCCGACAAAUAAACCACAAGAAACCAACUAUGUAUAAAAGAAGAAAAAUAACCCUUGAAACGAAGCAGGAAAUCAUUGAAAAGCGUGAACAAGGUGUGAGUGUGUCUGAUCUAGCUCGCACGUACAAUCGCUGCACAUCAACGAUUUGCACUAUCCUCAAGAACAAGGAUAAGAUUAAAUACGUAGAUGCAUCAAAAGGAGUGACAAGAAAUUCUACCCAACGGUUACGAAUUCUCAACGAUAUUGAAAGGCUUCUUAUCAUAUGGAUAAAUGAAAAGCAAUUACAACACGCAACAAUUAACGAAAACACCAUUUGUGAGAAAGCAAAAGUAAUUUUUGCCGACCUUGUUAAGAAAACACCAGGAUCAUCAACGGCCGAAGAAACAGUAUUUAAAGCUAGUCGUGGAUGGUUCGAAAAGUUUAAAAGAAGAACCGGCAUCCACAGCGUUGUGAGGCAUGGUGAAGCUGCAAGUUCUGACACAAAGGCUGCCGAAAUUUUCAUCGAUGACUUCAAGAAGCUUGUAGAUACUAAAGGUUAUCUCCCACAACAAGUAUUUAAUUGCGAUGAAACGGGUCUCUUCUGGAAAAAGAUGCCGAAGCGAACGUACAUAACAGUAGAAGAAAAUGUAUUGCCCGGCCACAAGCCAAUGAAAGACCGGCUCACGCUGCUAUUUUGUGCUAAUGCAAGCGGCGAUUUAAAACUUAAACCGCUAGUUGUUUACCACGCAGAAACUCCACGAGCCUUCAAAAAAUAUAAAAUCCAAAAGAGCAAGUUAAAUGUGAUGUGGAGAUCCAACAACAAGGCUUGGGUGACACGCGAUAUUUUCAGUGACUGGAUCAAUAAAGUGUUUGGUCCUUCUGUGAAAAAAUAUUUGUUAGAGAUGAAUUUACCACUCCAAGCUUUACUUGUAAUGGACAACGGACCUGCUCAUCCCCCAGGCCUACAAAACGAACUCCUUGAAGAAUUUAAUUUCAUCAAAAUCCUUUUUCUGCCUUCCAAUACCACUCCGUUACUUCAGCCUAUGGACCAGCAGGUUAUUUCCAAUUUCAAAAAACUUUACACUAAAAUACUCUUCGAACGUUGUUUUGAGGUCACUAAAGAGACAAACCUCACUCUCGAAGAGUUCUGGAAAUAUCACUUACAUAUCGUUGCCUGCCUCAAAAUAAUUGAUAAGGCGUGGGAAGGGGUUACUAAAAGGACCCUCAUUUUGGCCUGGAAAAAACUUUGGCCGGAGAGCGUUGUUGAAUGUCAUUCUGAGAAGGUUGAUACACUAGAUGUAGAGCCUCUAGUCAACGAGAUUGUAUCUUUAGCCAAUACCAUUGGACUGGAGGUAAAUAGCAAUGAUAUUGAUGAACUUGUGGAAGAGCAUAAUCAAGAUUUGACCACCGAAGAACUUACAGAAUUGCUCCGUCUAUCACAGCAAGAAGAUGAGGAGGAAAGUGUUUCAGACAAGAAAACACUAAAGGAACCAUCAUCCGAUGCAAUUAAAGAAAUGCUAAAAGCAUGGGAAAAUGUUGCGUCAUUCUUUGAAAAACAUCACCCUAAUGAGGUUGUGGCUAUGCGAGCUGCAAAUUUAUUUUACGACAAUGCGGUGUCACAUUUUGAACAAAUUUUGAAGCGCCGAGGAAAGCAAACAGCCACAAAGCAAGAUUAAGCCCUAGAUGGCUUUCUAGUAAAAAGGGAUUAGGUUUUUUCAAUACGGUACAGAAGAAAAGAUAAAGAUUAUUUCGUUCGUUAACAAUUUAUGUGUAACUAGAUAGAUAUUUCUUUAAAUAAACGUUAUA